This is a messenger RNA of Carica papaya (papaya), 2743 nucleotides long. Its product is annotated as ubinuclein-1-like. Gene Ontology annotation, biological process: chromatin organization. Lineage: Eukaryota; Viridiplantae; Streptophyta; Magnoliopsida; Brassicales; Caricaceae. The record is from RefSeq and is a predicted model, not a curated record. Gene Ontology annotation, cellular component: nucleus.
AGGCAUAUUCAACAGACGUCGUCUCUUUGACGAAGAAGGAAGGUAACUGAAUCUGAGAACAAGUGUAGAAGAUACCAUAAUUACCCAGGGAAAAAGCCCCAAAACCAGAAGUUGCAUUCAAUGGAUUUGUGAAACAAUUCGAUUACCAAUACUUUCUGCUUCGUCUUCUUCUGCGAUUUUUGCUCUUCUUGCCAUGCCCUUGAAACCCUUUCUCCUUCUUCCUCUAUUUCUCAUUGUACUCUAACUUGGACUUCAAAAGAUCACAACUAUUCUAUACACUGUUUCUUGUUUGGACCGCUGUUAAUUUUGUUCGGUAACUCGGUUUGAAUGCUCUAAACGUAUCGAAUAUAUUUACUAUUUGUUCAUGGAGGUCGAUGGAGGCAGUGUUGGUGGUGGUGGCGGUGGUGGAGAAGGGUCUUCAAGGGUUCCUACUACUUCAUUUUCUUCUUCAGGUGCUAGGCAGAGGUUCUACAUUGAGCUAAGGCCUGGGGAGACCACGAUUGUAUCAUGGAAGAGGUUGGUCAAAGAUGUAAAUCCGUCUCCCCCUGCGGCUGAGCCUCCUGUACCCGGUGCUCAACAGAGCCGCGAGGCUCAGUUUCCUCUGCAGGACGAAUGUUUCCAAGAUGAGCGCUCAACAUCUAAGCAAGAUGCUUUUUUUGUAAAUACAGGCAAAUUGGAACAUACAAAUGAGGGCAUCUCUUCUGCUAAUUGUCAAUCCAAAAAGCGAAGGAAAAAUUUGUCAAAAGCUCCGGAAGAGACGAUUGAUGAUCAUGUGCCCAGUAAACAUGCAAAAUUGCAUGCGAGGGUGAAUAUUAGUAGUGAUAAUACACUAUUUACGGAACAUUCUUUUGGUCGUUCUCAUAAUGGAAUAUCUACUAGUGAACGCCAUCUUGAUGGGAAGCUGCAGGAUUCAUUGAAGUCUGCAAUAGUAUCUUCUACAAAGAAAGCUGCUGACGCCAUCACUGAAUGUGAACAAUUACCUUCUGGAUUCUCAAAUAUUGAUGUAUCUGCAGUGCCUACAUACUCAAAGGAAACUGAUAGAUAUAAGAGUGGGGCUCCCCAAUAUCAAAAUCUGGUAAACAACCAAAGAGAUGAAAGUGAAUUUCCUUCUGCUACACAUGACAGGGGUUGGAUAUCUGCGAAGCAGCUUGCACCGACAGCAAAAGGGAUAGCCACUGAAGCCAAGGAGCUGGAACCAUCCAAAGAUUUGCAGAGGGAGAAAGCAAGUAAUGGACUGCCUGACCUCAUAUUCCUGCUUUUCCAAUGCAAUCUCUGAAGAAUUCCUCCAUGCAUUCACAGGAUUCUUCUACUUUGAGACCGAAGGGUACAAUGCUUGAAAGGGCAAUCAGGGAAUUAGAGAAAAUUGUUGCAGAAUCAAGGCCAGUGAAAUUGGAGGUCCAAGAUGGUGAUACUUCAUCAAUUGCUGUUAAACGAAGAUUGCCCUCUGAAGUGAAGCAAAAACUUGCCAAAGUUGCUAGACUAGCGCAAUCAAGCCAAGGAAAAAUAUCAGACGAGUUAAUUAACCGCCUUAUGAGUAUUCUUGGGCAUUUAGUGCAGCUCAGAACACUGAAGAGAAACUUAAGAGAGAUGGUUUUACUGGGACUAUCAGCAAAGCGGGAGAAAGCUGAUAGAUUUGAACAGAUUAAAAAGGAAGUUACUGAGAUGAUCAAACCGCAGGCAGCAAGGCAAAUAGAUGCACAAACUAAUGAUUUUCAGGUAGCACUUGGUUCUGAAGGCAAAGAAGCAACUAAAGGAAAAUAUACCAUGGAUAGUGCAGUGGAAGAUAAAAUUUGUGAUCUUUAUGACCUAUAUGUUCAGGGUAUGGAUGAAGACAAAGGUCCACAAAUCAGAAAACUAUAUGUUGAGCUUGCUGAAUUGUGGCCAAAUGGAGCUAUGGACAACCAUGGGAUCAAAAGUGCAAUUUGUAGGGCAAAGGAGCGCAGAAGGGUAUUAUAUGGUCAUGAGAAGGUCCAAGGACAUGACCGGAGCAAGAAGCCAUCCACAUUGAAAAUGGAAGGUGUUGUUCAAGGAGAAGUUGAUUUAACUUCACAUCAAAAAGCUGUGAGAGAGAGGCCGAUCUCUGAGUCCAGUAAUCACAUUUUUCCACUAUCUACUGAAAUCAUUUACACUACUGCAAUUGGAGAGCAGAAUGUUGGUGGAGCUGCGAAAAUGGGCAGCCCAUCUUUGAAAGGUUCUACCAUGAAUCUUCACAAACAAGUAAAGCCUGAGAAAAUCCCAUUCCCAAUGUCAAAAGAACAAAUGAAGCAGCAACAGCCAGAAUUGGAGAGUAGAGUAAGAAAAUUAUCUUUGAAACCGGUGAGAGAAUCUCACAAACCACAUAAGCGGUCAGUUGGGCAAUUGGAUGGUCUAAAUCACCAGUCCGCUGCCUCCCCAAGCUGUGGACGAUCUGACUGACUUUUUCUUGCUGUUACACGAAAGUUCUCAUCUUUGAGAUGUGAGUCAAUGUAAAGCCCAAAUUAAUUGUAUAACUAGAGAAGGGCAGUAGUAGGUUCGGUGUGCUGUCAGCUCUGCCUUGCUUGCCCCUCUUUCGAACCCUUCUUCUUCCAUUUACUGUCAAUAGCCUGCAUCAGAAAAUAGUUGGAUGUUUAGUUGUGCAGUUGUUUAAGAGUUAGUAGAUAGGGUAGCAGAUAAUUGUUAUAUAUUCAAGAUUGUUUAGUUGAAAGCAUUUGUUUUGAACAUUUUGGAUCUCCAGGGAUGAAAUGUUCAUCAUCUUUACUGAGAA